AUGCCGUGCGCUCCAGCAAUAGCAUCCAUGUCCCUGGGCCGCGCCUGGGUCCACGCACUCCCCGAGAAACUCGCAAGAGCAUCAGAAGCCGGGUUCAAAGGCGUCGAAAUAUUCUAUGAGGACCUCGAAUACGCCGCGAAGAGCUACGGAGAAGCGAGCGCAGAGAAUUUGCUUGUCGCGGCUGGCGAAGUGAGAAAGCUCUGUGACGCACAUGGCCUGACGAUCAUCGGCUUGCAACCGUUUCUGUUUUACGAGGGCCUUACGGAUCGAAGCAAACACGCGAAGAAAAUCGAGAAGCUCAAAUUGUGGUUCCGAAUAGUGAGGACGCUAGGAACGGAUAUCAUUCAAAUUCCCACUAAUUUUCUGACUGAGAAUGUCACCGGCGACAUGGACCUCAUCGUGCAGGAUAUGGUCGAGGUCGCGGACCUUGGCCUGCAAGAGAGCCCGCCCGUUCGAUUUGCAUACGAAAACCUUGCCUGGGGCACAUAUAUCGAUACUUGGGACUGGAUGUGGGAGGUGGUCAGGCGAGUAGACAAACCGAACUUUGGAUGCUGCCUGGAUACGUUCAACAUCGCCGGGAGGGUCUGGGCUGACCCUACGAGUGUCACAGGAACAACGCCCAACGCUGCUAGGGACCUACAGGACUCAAUCGAGCGACUGGCUCAGACAGUCGAUGUGCGCAAGAUAUUUUAUGUCCAGGUGGUGGACGCUGAACGGAUGCAGUCGCCAUUGAUCGAAGGCCAUCCGUUUUACGUGGAGGGCCAGCCAGCGCGCAUGUCCUGGAGCAGAAAUGCGCGGCUUUUUCUGUACGAGCAAGAAAAGGGCGGCUAUCUCCCCGUCGUGAAUAUUGCUCGCGCGAUAUUGAAGGAUCUUGGGUACAAUGGAUGGGUGUCGAUGGAGUUGUUUUCGCGGACUAUGUCGGACCCCGACAAAGCAGUGCCUUUUACCCACGCGCAGCGAGGGAUUACUGCUUGGAACAAACUUUGCCAGGAGCUAAACUUAUAA
Aspergillus chevalieri is the source of this 1005-nucleotide messenger RNA. RefSeq names its product sugar phosphate isomerase/epimerase family protein. The record is from RefSeq and is a predicted model, not a curated record. NCBI's taxonomy places the organism in Eukaryota, Fungi, Ascomycota, Eurotiomycetes, Eurotiales, Aspergillaceae. Bases 1 to 1005 code for a protein of 334 amino acids. The transcript has a single exon.